AGAAUUCCAGUAGCAAACCGGCCCGCCAAUUCUGAAGGAUGUAAACAGAGCUGUUCCCCUUCUCUCCGACGUGAUGUGAAGAAAGUUCCUUUUACUACAUAACGGUGAAUAUUUCCAUGUCAGCGAUGAACACCAGUCGAGCAGGAUCGGUCGAUUCAUCCCAGCUUGUUGCCAGUGGUGACAGCGAUUCCAUCAAAGUUUUUGUGCGAGUGCGACCUCUGACCCGGGGCACUGGACUGACCACAGAUGGAGAUCAGAGUCUGUGUCUCACCGUCACCUCACCCAACACCAUCCGUCUGCUCUCCAAGCCAGAGCCGAGAACCUUCACCUAUGACCAUGUGGCUGAUAUGGACAUAUCUCAGGACUCUGUAUUCUCCACUGUGGCUAAGAAUAUUGUGGAGUCUUGCAUGAAUGGAUACAAUGGCACUAUAUUUGCUUAUGGACAAACCGGCUCAGGGAAAACAUUUACCAUGCUUGGACCAUCUGAGUUGGAUAACUUCACAGAUGAACACCGGGGGGUUAUCCCUCGAAGCUUUGAGUACCUGUUUUUUCUCAUAAACAGAGAAGUGGAACAGUCUGCCAAGUCUAAGAGUUUCCUCUGCAAAUGUUCAUUUAUUGAGAUAUACAAUGAACAAAUUUACGACCUCCUGGACACAGCGUCAGCCAGUCUUUUCAUGAGGGAGAAUAUCAAGAAGGGUGUGUUUGUUGAGGGAGCGGUGGAGAAGUUUGUCAACUCAGCCGCUGAAGCCUACCAGGUUCUGUCUAUGGGCUGGCGUAAUCGACGGGUGGCCUCCACCUCUAUGAACCGCGAGUCUUCCAGAUCUCAUGCUGUGUUUACCAUGACUUUGGAGUCCAAAGAGUCCAUCAAUGAGGUGGUGAACAUCCGAAUGUCUCAGCUGAACCUGGUGGAUCUGGCAGGAUCCGAGAGGCAGAAAGAUACACACACAGAAGGCUCCAGACUCAAGGAGGCCAGCAGUAUCAAUCGUUCCCUCAUGUGUCUUGGUCAGGUGAUCAUGGCCCUGGUGGAUGUGUCCAAUGGGAAGAACCGCCACAUCUGCUACAGGGACUCUAAACUCACCUUCUUGCUAAGGGACUCUCUUGGAGGAAAUGCAAAGACUUACAUCAUAGCCAAUGUCCACCCUGGUUCAAAGUGUUUUGGAGAAACCCUGUCGACCUUGCAGUUCGCUCAGAGGGCAAAGCUGAUCAAGAACAAGGCGAUCAUCAAUGAAGAUACACAGGGAAAUGUGAGGCAGUUACAGGCUGAGGUGAAGAAGCUCAAGGAGCAGCUUGCACAGGCACUCAAUUCUCCGGGAGGGGACUAUGGGAGAGAUAUCGCACCAGGAGGACCUGAACUGCCCAUGGGCUCUUCCCUUGACAUUCAACAUGACUUUUCAUUUAAAACAAAGUUUAUGGCAGCUGUUCGUCUUUGGACGAAGCGAGAAGAGGAAAAGAGGACUCUGCUCCAGAAGGUGGCUCAGCUCGAGGCGGCCUGGACACAAAAAGACAAGUUCAUACAUUCUAGCCGAAUGAUUGUCAGGUUUCGAGAAGACCACAUCUCUCGUCUCGAGAAAAAAAUGAAGGCAGGACAAAACCUCCUGUGUGACAAGGACUCUCAGGCUCUGAUUGACCAGCUGAAAGAAGAGAUUAAGAUCUUGAGAGAUCAGGUUGAACAUCACCCAAAGAUGACUCGAUAUGCAGCCGAGAACUACAGCCUGAGAGAGGAGAACCGGCACCUGCGUUCUCUUGAAUCAGUGGUGAAAGCCGAGGAAGUUGUAGUCCAAGUUUCUGCUGAAUUGGAAGAGGCCUUCCAGACAGCCAUGGAGUCAGAAAGAGCCACAGAGACUCCAGCAGCCUCCUCAACCCCUGUGGCUGCAGACAGUGUUUCCACAUCUACAAUUGAGAAGCUAAAGGCUCAAAUGCUACAGAAACAGUCCGACCUCACAUCUGCACUUCAGGCAUUUGAGGAGUACAGAGAAAUCACCAAGAAACAGUUGUCUCAGCUGGAGUCUGAAAAAAGAUACCUGGAAAAGUCCAACAGGCAUUUGGAAAAUAUUUUGGAAGCCACGAACGCUUACAAGAAACGGGAGGUCUCUGAGCUGAACAGAAUUCACGUUGAAACUUUAAAGAUUCUCACCACGCCCACAAAAGCGUACAACUUGCGGUCCUGUUUCCUGCCUCUGUGCAGCCCGGACCACCUGAACGGGACAGACAACAAGGGAGAGGACAUUAGGGAUGAGCUGCCUCCGUCAGACAUGGCUGAGAUGGCCUUGACUGAGGAACUGCGCCAUGUGCAAGAGCAAACCAGCUCUUUCCAGUCUCAGCUGAAUGAGGAGGAACUAAAGAACAGCAAGCUGUUGCAGCAAAUUGCAAAAUUUGAAGAGCAGAUCACUUUGAUAUCACAAGAGUCACGCCAGAAGAAUGAGCGACUUUCUGCAGAGACAGCGAAAAGGAACAGAGAUCUACUCAGCCUGCAAGAAACUGUCAAUAAGCUCAAGCAAAGCCUUCAGUCUGAACAGCAAGCCUCAGACGUCCUGAGGAGUGAGAUCCGUGAUCUACGCCUGGUGCUGCAGUCGUCCGAUAAGGAGCUGGCUGCUGUGAGGGACAAGUUAAGAGACCGCCAGAGCAAGGAGCAAAGAGAGAUGAGCCAGCUCUCCAACAGUCUGAUCAGCACACAGCUCCAAAUGGACAAAGUCCAGCUGGAGUGGGAGCAGCUUCUUGAGCAGCAUCGGACUCUGCAGGAUUCAUUUGACCAGGUUCAAGCUGAGUCUAAGUUUGAGGCUGAUCAGUCAAGACAGCAGCUGCAGGACCGGCAGCAGGAGAUUGACAAAGUGAAAGCACAGCUCAUGAAAUUGAAUAACUCUCUGCAAAACGAGCAAGAGCACUCAAGCACCCUGAUCUCGCAGAUGAGAGAAAACAAAGAAAGUACAUCAAAAGAACUCAAUGAAACUGUGGAGCAGAACACGCAGCUCAGAAAACAAGUCUCGGACCUAACGGCACAAAACCAACAACAGGAAACAAAACUUGUCGAUCUUGAGCUCAAUCUAACCUCUGCCAGUGAAAUCGUAAAGGGCUUGGAGCAAGAGAUUGAACAAAAUAAAGUUGUUGUUCUAGAUCUGAUUAAUCAGACCAGAGACCUCCGUGUUGAGCUGAUCCAGAAGGAGCAGACCAUUACCCACUUGUCUGAAGAUGUCACAGACAUCACAGCCAAGUUCAAUACCUCCUGCCUUGAAAGGGAUGACAUGAGGGAACAAAACUCUAAGAUGCAAACAGAAAUGUGUGACCUGAAAGAAAGCUUAGACAGAAGCGUGGCAUCCAACAAGAUUGAGGUGGAGGUGUUGCAGGAGGAGCUGACUUAUGCCACUGAGGAGGUUGAGAGACUCACUAAGGUCUUAGAUGAUCAGAAUAGCCUCCUCCAAGCGUCUCGAGAGCAAACAGCCCAGAAGGAUGUCAUGAUACAGAAUCUACAGCAGAAGGUGGAACAACAGCAAGAUGCUGUUGAGAAAACGAUCAGAAAUGGAAGUUUGAAACCCCUUGUUGAGACGGCAGUCACACCUAAAUCAUUACCUCGGAUGCCUCACACUCCAGGCAGCUUCAACAGGGAUCUGAACCAGGUGCUUGAGAGUCAGGAGAGGGAGCUGGAGAAUCGACGCUCCUCCAUGAUGACCAUGGAGAUUCUUUUAGCAGAGCUGAAUGCUGAAAGAGCUGCCAAGAAUGAUGAGAUCGCAAGGCUGAAGACGCAGCUCACUGAGAAAGAGGUGGUCCGGAUGGAGAUCCAGGCCUUGCUUGACAAGUUUUAUACCAAGCAGAGUCAGAUGACACAGAAUGGAAAUGAUCCUGAGGACCUUAAUGAUGCCAUCAAACACUCUAUGAAUAAGGAGCUGCAGGAGGAGCGAGCAGAGAAGAACGACUUAACAAGGACGCUGACUAGUACUCAAAGAAAACUGCAGGCGCAGGAGUCCAUGUUGGCUCAGUCUCAAAUCUGCGUUCAGGAGCUGACCUCUGAGCUGAGGAACCGUUGUUUAGAGCUGAGAGAGCUGAGCCAGCGGAUACAGGACGAUGAGAAACUUUUCCAGGAGAAUGAGGUUCUCCGUAAGCAGAACGUGAAGCUGUCGGAGGAGAAUGGAAAACUUGUUGGACAUAAGAACCAUAAACAGAGGAUUGAAUAUCUGGUGAAGCUAAAAUUGGACAACACGAAACUUCAAGGGGAAAACGAAAAGCUCCGAACAGAGAUUAGCUUGAUGCGAGAAAGUGGAUGUCCACCGCUGGAGAUCCUGUAAAUCCCUCAUCUGAGUGUUUGAACAGAGGUGAAAGUGUCAGAAUUUAAAUUUGUUGUCUUUUUAAAAUUGUAUUUUCCCUUUUUUUACUCUUCUUAAUUUGAAUGGUUUUACGUACAAAGACAUUGUGGUUUAGGAUUGUAUUUCUUCUCUUCAUUCAGGAAAUGUGUUCAGGUUAUUGCAUCCCUAAACAAAUUUGACUGGAGGCCCAUUCGACCUUUCGAUUUUUUGUUUUUUUAAUUUACUGUAUGUUCACAAUCAUUUCGGGGUCUUAUUGAAAUGCUUAGGAUGAACUACAUGUUGUCCACAGACUACAUUCAAACAAAAACACUGCAGGAUAACAUCUUAAUGUGAAAACUGGACAUUAAACAUGUUCAGAAUAUUUUUGGUGCUUAUUUCCGAUUUGCUGUUAUGAGUUGUUACCACUGUUUAAUGUUUCUCAUAUACGUUUCCAUUAUACUGAGCCGUAUAGCUAAUGUAUUUUUAGCUCAAUGAACUUUGAACAUACUGUAAUUCAAAUAUUUGUUUCUAUCUAGAAGCUUUAAUUUGUCCAAUCGUAACCUUAUUUUUCUUUGAAAAUCCUGAAAAGUUAAAUAAAAAUGUUGAAAUAAGUGUUUCAGUAAAAGCUGCAACCUAAGGUAAUUUUUAAAUUUAUUUAUCUGCUGAUUAAUAUGUGAGUUAAUGGAUUUAAAUGU
This is a messenger RNA of Platichthys flesus (European flounder), 4969 nucleotides long. It is a transcript of the gene kif15, whose product is annotated as kinesin family member 15. The transcript has 35 exons. Gene Ontology annotation, biological process: microtubule-based movement. The record is from RefSeq and is a predicted model, not a curated record. Gene Ontology annotation, molecular function: ATP binding; microtubule motor activity; microtubule binding. The coding region runs from base 117 to 4277 and encodes 1386 amino acids. Lineage: Eukaryota; Metazoa; Chordata; Actinopteri; Pleuronectiformes; Pleuronectidae.